AGCCAGGGCGGAAUCUCCCUUGCAUUCUUCGAGCUCCUCCGCGUUUUGCAGUAUUAAAACACCACUGAGGCUGCGCGAGGAAGGACUAGCUCUCUCGGCCCUCACUUGGCUAUCCCCACCGCAGGUUACUGCAUCUACAAAGAUUGUGCGAGGGUGCACUGUGAUUUCGUCGCUGCGGGAAGAGGUUGGGGUUUUUGAUUUGUGUGUGUAAGGUUUUUGAUCAUAGAGACAGGUGAAAUUUUCACUAUAGCUGUUGGUUUGUUGGAGAUUAAUUCAGAGAUGGCGAGCUAUGGCCGCUUCGGUGACUAUACCGCCACAAACUUGGACCGGGAGGCAUACAGGCCCGCGGAGAAGCUGCGAAUCUCCAUCACAGGGGCUGGUGGGUUCAUCGCCUCGCACAUCGCGCGCCGAUUGAAGAGCGAAGGGCACUACAUCAUUGCCUCCGACUGGAAGAAGAAUGAGCACAUGAGCGAGGAUAUGUUCUGCGACGAGUUCCACCUCGUGGAUCUGCGCGUCAUGGACAAUUGCUUGAAGGUCACCAAGGGCGCCAAUCACGUCUUCAACCUGGCCGCCGACAUGGGGGGCAUGGGCUUCAUCCAGUCCAAUCACGCUGUCAUUAUGUACAACAAUACCAUGAUCAGCUUCAACAUGCUUGAAGCCUCACGCAUCAAUGGUGUCUCUAGGUUUUUCUAUGCUUCAAGCGCGUGUAUCUAUCCUGAAUUCAAACAGCUGGAGACUGACGUGAGCAGCCUGAAGGAGUCGGACGCUUGGCCCGCUCUGCCCCAGGAUGCUUAUGGCCUUGAGAAGUUAGCCACGGAGGAGCUGUGUAGGCACUAUACAAAGGACUUCGGCAUGGAGUGUCGCAUUGGUCGUUUCCACAACAUCUACGGUCCCUAUGGAACCUGGAAGGGGGGACGUGAGAAGGCUCCCGCUGCCUUCUGCAGGAAGGCCUUGACAGCUACCGAGUACUUUGAGAUGUGGGGCGAUGGCAAGCAAACCCGUUCAUUCACCUUCAUCGACGAGUGCGUGGAGGGCGUCUUGCGCCUGACGAAGUCCGACUUCCAGGAACCAGUAAACAUCGGCAGUGACGAGAUGCUGAGCAUGAACGAGAUGGCCGAGAUUGUGCUCAGCUUUGACAACAAGAAGCUCCCAAUCAAGCACAUCCCCGGACCGGAGGGAGUGCGCGGGCGGAACUCAGACAACACUUUGAUCAAAGAGAAGCUCGGCUGGGCUCCCUCCAUGCGCCUCAGGGACGGGCUUGCCAUCACAUACAAAUGGAUCAAGGAGCAGAUCGAGAAAGAGAAGGAAUCGGGUGCCGAUCUUGCAUCCAAAUAUGGAUCCUCCAAGGUGGUCGGCACCCAGGCCCCAGUGCAGCUGGGCUCCUUGAGAGCCGCCGACGGCAAGGAGUAAACAGUUUUGCACCAUUUUGAAGCUAAUGAAAGGCUUUUUAAUAAUGAAAGGCUUUAAAUAACGUGGGCUUCAAAUCCGAGGAAAUCGGGGGGGAUGGUGGCUGGUUGAAGCCAGCGGAACGAGACUCACGCGGUGGAGUCCAGUGCAGUAUAGAGCUAUACAAGAAGGUUUGACUGCCUUGGAUUACUUGCUGCAGUUGCAACCAGAACUGAGCCAUUCUAUAUUCAUUAUCUCUUGUUACCUUUGCUAGCAGCUGAGGAAAGCCUAGUACAGCCUUAGAACGGAAGGGUUGUCACUGUAACUGUUGUAGGAAAAACCUAUGAAAACAGAACAUAACCAAUUUCAGCGGGCUUUCCAACGCUACCUUUGGAUGCCCUUCGUAGUGUUCUAUGGUUUUUCAAUUCUUUGUAUGAGAUGCUCUGAUUGGAUUUGUCGGUUGCUCUAGAAAAUUAAUAUAGUAACACAAUUUCAA
Physcomitrium patens is the source of this 1882-nucleotide messenger RNA. RefSeq names its product GDP-mannose 3,5-epimerase 2. Gene Ontology annotation, molecular function: GDP-mannose 3,5-epimerase activity; NAD binding. NCBI's taxonomy places the organism in Eukaryota, Viridiplantae, Streptophyta, Bryopsida, Funariales, Funariaceae. The record is from RefSeq and is a predicted model, not a curated record.